Messenger RNA from Macrosiphum euphorbiae (potato aphid), 324 nucleotides. The record is from the annotation of a GenBank genome assembly. NCBI's taxonomy places the organism in Eukaryota, Metazoa, Arthropoda, Insecta, Hemiptera, Aphididae.
AUGAAACAUACCAGCGAAUAUCUGUGCUUCAAUUGUAACGAGCCCGCCAACUUCCUUGAAUCAUUCUCCUUUGUCAGUGGUACUGAUAUACUAGUUAAACUGAGCCAACCAUUUUUAUCAAGAUACUUCACAGGCAAAAUACCCAUUGGAAGACCUAGAAUCAAGAGGAAAUAUGUAUUGAAGAAUAAUGUGGAAGAGCUAGGCGGCGGAACAGAUUUGAUGACCAGAACUGACCAGGAGGGAUGGAUAGAAUGCUGUAUGUUAGGAUGGUCCGAAAUGAUGUUUUUUCUAGGAACCUGUAUUGAAUUGUUUUAUUUGAGUUGA